Botrytis byssoidea is the source of this 930-nucleotide messenger RNA. RefSeq lists its product as uncharacterized. The record is from RefSeq and is a predicted model, not a curated record. The coding region runs from base 1 to 930 and encodes 309 amino acids. The transcript has 4 exons. Lineage: Eukaryota; Fungi; Ascomycota; Leotiomycetes; Helotiales; Sclerotiniaceae.
AUGCUACUCAUCGCCCCAAUAUUACAAGUCAUAUUUUUCUUAUCGAUCGCAUCCUCCUUUGCUGUCUUAAAUCCAGCUGGUAGUAUCGGGUCCAAAGCGACCGCCCAAGAUGGAGCAUGCAUCAAGCAAGGCGGUCGCUGUGCCCAAACACCCUGUUGUAGAGACUCGGGCCUAAAAUGUCAGCUAGACGGCUAUGGCAUCCAUGUUUGCGAAUUUGAAAAAGAUAAUGCGCCUCCGAUUACUAGAUCGACACUGGAUGCUUUCCGUGAAAUUUCUCGAGCAUUUGGGGGAAUGGCUUCGACAGUUCUGAAUACCCUCGCCCCUCAGUCUAAACAUCAAGAGGUUGGUGAAGAUUUUGGUAUGAAGUUAGAGGUUUCUUUGAGACUAGGUGAUGAAACUGUUGCUGCGAAGGAAUCUUGUAGCAAAGCCGGCUCAUCUUGCGAUUUCCAGAAAGGUGAAUACUGUUGCCCGUCACUUGUUUGCUACAUUUCCAGGAGUUCAAGCAUAAGUGAAUGCCGUCCACCUUCCGAUGUAAAGUCUGAAGACGAAGAAACUCUGGAUAUACUGCGGAAACCAUAUCUGUCACUUGAACAGAACUUGAACUUGAACUCGAAUAUGGAUGAAAGUCUUGAGUCAGAGGGAGAGAAGAUAGAAGAAGCAAGCAAGUGGGAUUUUCUUGAAGUAAUGAAACCGCCGCAUAGACUGGACGAUAUCACCGAGUUGCCCAAGUGUAAACCAAUGAACAUGAAAUGCAAUCCCAUAAGCGGUAUAAGAGUUUGCUGUCCGGACUUAGACUGUAUACAAGUAGGUCCCUCAUAUGAAGAUUUCGAAUGUAGGCAAGCUUUGGAGGAUCAGGACAAAGUGGAAGCUACAGCAUCUUCAUACAAGAAGAAAAAUGGCGACAAAUUGCAGUGGUUUCUUGGUGGCUGA